Caenorhabditis remanei is the source of this 507-nucleotide messenger RNA. RefSeq lists its product as uncharacterized. The transcript is spliced from 2 exons. Lineage: Eukaryota; Metazoa; Nematoda; Chromadorea; Rhabditida; Rhabditidae. The record is from RefSeq and is a predicted model, not a curated record. The coding region runs from base 1 to 507 and encodes 168 amino acids.
AUGCAUCUACGUGUUCUCUUCCUCUCGUUGGCCCUUUUCGGAGCAGUUUGCUCUGCUGAUCGUGCAUCGAACUAUGCAGUUCAUCAAAUCAUGAAUAUCGUUGAGAAGUCGAUUCCAUCUAGAGAUACGACUGCAAUCCUUUAUCUUAUGGAUCCAUCAUUCAACUAUUCGAUGUGUGGUUAUGAAGGAAAUUUGAAUACUUUUAAAGGAUAUCUGGAGGUUCAAAUGAAUUCUCUUAUGGAUCUCAAGUUCUUGGUUGACUACGACAACUCGGAGAUCAAAUCGGAAGAUGACAUGGAGGUCCUCACAUUCCACGUGGAUACCCAAGCCCUCUAUAAUGAUCGUUCUCGUGUCGAAGGAGGUGCAGUGGUGACAGCAAUCAAGAAGAAGUAUCAACCGAUAUUCUAUCUAUCUCAUAUUCAUCAACAAUGCCGUGUUACUGCCAAGAGACAUCACCGUUUGUAUCGUCUGUUCACCAAUGAGAAUCUAUAUGAUUACAAGAAAUAA